AUGGCCGACACGAAGGUAACCCCGCUGGGGUUCCGCGACUUCGUGACUCUGCCUCUGAACCUGGCCGAGGCUAAGAUGGCGAUUUGUGACAAAGUAAUUGCUGAUUAUCCCAAAAUCGAUUGGAGCAACGUGGAGGUGGACAGCAUUGCCAAGGCGUUGAAAUCGAUGCUCAUUCACGCGCCAUCGAAGGAGUUUGCUGAAAAGGCACUGUUGGUGGUCAAUCACCUCUGUGUGACGAAAGCCUUCGAGAAAAUCACCCACCCACUUCGCCUUCAGCUUUGUUGCGAAAUCGGUGAAUUGGCAAACACCUCGGACGAGGCUUUUGAAGUGCUUGAAGGCGUCCAUGGUAGCGAUCCAUUCCUCGCUAAUAAGGCGUUGUUAGACAGCGGCAUCGAAGUUUCACCAGAUCUUGCUUACAAGACUCGGAACUGGGUUGUCCGGAAUUCUGUUUUCUCUAAAAGAGCCGGCAAGGCCGCCGUUGAACGGAGAUUUAACUCGGUCCCCGCUCAUCUUAAGAAGGCUCUGACGUUGAAGGGCAUAUCACCUCUCGCGUUGUACAACCUUCUUGUCAAAUCGUUGAACGCGAAAACUGAAGCUAUUCUCAAGGACAAACUUCGUCAGUAUGAGCGCUUGGACCCUACCACGCACAACGACGAUGCUUCUGGCCUGUCCUCGUCGGGCCAGGCUCCUGCGCCGACGCCGACGCCGACGAUCGACGAUUUCCUCGAACACAGCGAGGAAGUGGAGGGCCCCCCCCAAAACCCGAUUCCCAUCACGUCACCGCCAUCGGCAUCCAACCGCAGAAGACGUUCGAGACCCUCCCCGCCUGCCGCCCCGCCUGCCUCCCCGCCUCCUGCUCGCCCGGUGGCCAUGAUCAUCGAAAACGAUUCCGACGCUGAGGAGAAUCCUGACGUGGGUUACCAACAACCGGAGAACGCCUGGGAUGAUUACGAAAUGGAAAAUCCCAUGAAUGAUGGCAAUCCCAUGAAUGAUGGCGAUCCCAUUGACCCCAGUCCCCCCAUGACGCCGACGCCCCAAAAUCGCCGGGAGCCUGCUGAAAACGACGACCAAGGGUCCCCCAGCGGCACCAGACUCCAGGAACACGGUUCGAAGUCUCCCUCGCCCCGGUUGCGGCUGGGGCGCCAGUUGAACCCGCAGGUCGUUCAAAACGAGCCGCCGACGGCUCGUGAGCGUACCAUGAGGGCAGAAUCAGUCCUGGAUGAAGAGUAUACCCGAGUACCAUUGCAAUCGUCCAACUGGAGACAGGUUAACCGCUCUCCCAAGGUCACCCUGGGUUCGGCGUCCUCGUCGCCGGAACAGGGUCACCAACGUCAACAACCCCUCGAGGCGCCACACCAAGGUGACGCUAAUGUUUACCAACAGCCAUACGAGGCGCGGGACAUCCCCCGAGUGGCUGGUUUAGAUGCGGUGGAAGGCGACUGGUCGACGUCGCGAGUCGCGCUGGCGGAUCAACGCCACCGUGAGGCUCACUUCCGCCGCCAUGGGACGCUGGCGCUGAACCGUCAAGCGGGCAUGGGCUCUGGGCCGAAGCCCCCCUUUAACUUUGCCGACUACCAGAUUCCCCUGAACCUUCAACUGCGUGGUGCCGGUGACGAAAACGAUGAUGCUCGUAUGGGGAAGAGACCAAUGAGACAUUUGGUGGAGUCUUCCUCGUCUCCGUCACGGCCUCGUGGCUACUUCACCGAGGCCCAAGGGGAUCCCACUGGGACGGAACAAGUCCCAGCUGAAGGUACCUCGUCCAUGGCGCCGAUUCCUCAACCUUUUCAAGCGGCUGCUGAUGCCAACGCUUCUCAAAGAGGCUCGAAGCGACGCUCCCCGGAGGAUGAUGAGAAGGAGGCGAAGAAGAAGGACAAGAAGGAGGACGUGGACGUGGACGAGGAGGAGGACUUCGACGACGAAAGCUACGACGGCGGCGACGACAACGACGACGACAACGACGACGACGGCGACGACGACGGCGACGACGACGGCGACGGCGACGACGACGGCGACGGCGACGACGACGACGACGACGACGGCGACGAAAAGAAGCUGAAGAAGAAGAAGCCGAAGAAGAAGAAGCCGAAGAAGAAGCCGAAGAAGAAGCUGAAGAAGAAGGUGGAGGAGUCUGACGACGACAGCGGCGACGACGAAAAGAAGCUGAAGAAGAAGUCGAAGAAGCUGAAGAAGAAGUCGAAGAAGAAGCUGAAGAAGCUGAAGAAGAAGUCGAAGAAGAAGCUGAAGAAGAAGCUGAAGAAGGAGUCCGAAUCUGGUUCGGUGGUUAACAACUACGGAAUAAUUACUUACAAGGUUGAUCUCUCCCGUCGUGUGAAACAUGAGGAGUCUUCGUCAUCAUCUAGUGAUGAAGAAUCCUCUUCAUCGUCGUCAUCUAGUGAUGAAGAAUCCUCUUCAUCGUCGUCUAGUGAUGAAGAAUCUUCUUCAUCGUCGUCAUCUAGUGAUGAAGUAUCCUCUUCAUCGUCAAGCAGUUAUGACAGCAGCGACAGUGAUGACUCCAGCGACGAGUGA
Messenger RNA from Diutina rugosa, 2526 nucleotides. RefSeq lists its product as uncharacterized. Gene Ontology annotation, cellular component: nucleosome. Gene Ontology annotation, biological process: nucleosome assembly. NCBI's taxonomy places the organism in Eukaryota, Fungi, Ascomycota, Pichiomycetes, Serinales, Debaryomycetaceae. The record is from RefSeq and is a predicted model, not a curated record. Gene Ontology annotation, molecular function: DNA binding; structural constituent of chromatin. The coding region runs from base 1 to 2526 and encodes 841 amino acids. The transcript has a single exon.